Molecule: messenger RNA, 1338 nt
Organism: Colletotrichum orchidophilum
Lineage: Eukaryota; Fungi; Ascomycota; Sordariomycetes; Glomerellales; Glomerellaceae
Product: PAP2 superfamily protein
Exons: 2
Coding region: 1-1338 (445 amino acids)
Biological process (GO): phospholipid metabolic process
Molecular function (GO): phosphatidate phosphatase activity
Source: RefSeq, a predicted model, not a curated record
AUGUCCUCGUCCAUUCCUCUCUCAAACUUGUCGCCCUCGUCGAGGCCCUCGUACUACAAGAUGCCCGAAUCACCGGCGCCCUACUCCAGGCGCCGCCCGCACCGUGGCCAUUGGACGCCUUCAUUAAUCGGAUCCUAUGUCUUUGACUGGCUUGUCCUCGCCGUUGUCGGCGGCAUUGCCACCGUCUUGGGCAUUGUCGAGCCGAACAAGCGCCCUUUCUCUGUCCUCGACCCCAAUAUCUCCUUCCCCUUCACCCUUCACGAGACCGUGCCAAUGUGGCUAGCCGCCAUCAUCGCCGUCGCCGGGCCCAUCAUCAUUAUCGCUGCCGUGUGCCUCAUUCUCGUUCCCGGAAACACUGUUCCCAAGGGGACACCCAAGUCGCUCAUUUGGAAGCGGAAGCUGUGGGAGUUACACGUUGGAUACCUCGGUCUCGCUCUCGCUCACGUUGGCGCUUUCUUCAUCACGAACGGCAUGAAGAACAUGUUCGGUAAACCAAGACCAGACCUUCUUUCUCGCUGCCAGCCCGACCUGGCGAACAUACAAAAUUACGUUGUUGGCGGUACCGACCCCAGCAUCACCGGCUUGACAGGUGCCACAGGUUUCGGCCAGCUCGUAUCUGCGGCCAUUUGCCAAAAUACCGAUACACACACGCUCAAUGACGGCUUCCGAAGCUAUCCAUCCGGCCACUCGAGCUCCGCCGCCGCCGGUUUGAUUUACCUUUCCCUGUUCCUCGCCAGCAAGUUCGCCGUUACCCUACCGUUCGUGGCUUCGGAUAACGGUGCUGAAUCUCACUCGGCCUUUCCCUCUCGCUUGAAGAAGUCUGGGUCCGGCUAUGAGGAGGUAGGACUGGGCGAGAGCGGCUUGCUCAACCCUGAUUCGACCGCUGCGGCAAGUAAUUUGGCUGAGCACAACAAAGUUGUGACUGCUGUUCGCCGACAGGCAGCUGCCCCCCCAAUUUAUCUUCUGACUAUCGUCGUGCUACCUUGGUUUGCUUCCAUUUUCAUCGCUGGCUCUCGCUGGUUCGACUUCCGCCAUCACGGUUUCGAUAUCCUCUUCGGCUACAUGAUCGGAAUUUUCACCUCCAUUUUUGCUUUUCGCUAUUACCACCUUCCAAUCACACAGGGUGCUGGCUGGGCUUGGGGUCCUCGAAGCCAUGACAAGGCCUGGUGGUCUGGCGUCGGCUCGUACAGUUACGCGACUGACAAGGCAGACUUCAUUCGGCCCGGAGACGAGGAAGAGGCGUAUGUCUCAAGACCAGUUAUUGGCCAAGCAACGUCGACGCAGUACAUGGGCAAGCAGGGCUCCCACGACGAGCCUGAGGCUGAAACCCGAUUUUGA